Messenger RNA from Maudiozyma saulgeensis, 321 nucleotides. The record is from the annotation of a GenBank genome assembly. Lineage: Eukaryota; Fungi; Ascomycota; Saccharomycetes; Saccharomycetales; Saccharomycetaceae.
AUGAACGAUAGCGAAAAUAACGUUUCAAAGAAUUCCGGCGUCACAGGAAACACAAAUACAUUCCAAUAUGAUUCAAGUCUCAGCAGUGCAGACAGACAUUUCAUAGAACAGCGAAACAUUAUACUUCAGGAUGUAAAUGGUACUAUGGAUUCUAUAUUGAACGGGUUGAAUGAACUGAAUAUAUCAUUGGAGAAUAAUAUAGCCGUUGGAAAAGAAUUUGAGGUUGUAACUAAACUCUGGAAAAACUUUUAUAAUGGAACCGAUUCUGUGACAGACGGCAGUGAUAGUGAGAAAGAAGAUAAAGAUGUGAAUAUGGAUUAG